This is a messenger RNA of Naegleria gruberi, 615 nucleotides long. RefSeq lists its product as uncharacterized. Bases 1 to 615 code for a protein of 204 amino acids. Lineage: Eukaryota; Heterolobosea; Eutetramitea; Acrasida; Naegleriidae. The transcript is spliced from 2 exons. The record is from RefSeq and is a predicted model, not a curated record.
AUGAUUAAGGCAUUCUUAAUUGCUGUGUUGUGUUGUAUCAUGAUGAGAGAAACAUUGGCUCUCUCAUGUAGAGCAGGUACUUAUGAAGGUGUUGCCUUUGGUUCGCCUGCAUGUAUGCCAUGUACUCCAGGAUUCUAUUGUCCUAAUGGUGUUGUUGCUGAAAGAUGUCCAUUCAAUACUGUCAGUUUUGGAAGUGCUGAUACUUGUACACAAUGUGCUGAUAAUGCCAAUAGAGGUACUGAUCCUGACCACGUAGCCUGUCUUUUAGCUGAUGCACCAAAGGAUAUCGUUCAAUUCAAUAGCAAAUUGGUUUUGACUUCAAGUGAUCCAGUUAGUGCCUAUACUACUUUACGUUAUGAAAAUUACUUGUACAUUUUGAUCAGAAUUAAGCAAGUUAAUAAUAUUGAUCCAACUGUUAAGAACAUGAUUAAGGUCUAUGGUGGUAGAACUUUUGCUAAUCCAGGUCCAGCUCAAUAUGAAAGAUAUUCCAAUUCUAAGGAACCAUACAUGUUAUUACCAUACACUUCAUCAUUUGACAAUGUUUAUCUUACCAUUAUCGGUGCUCCUGAUACUACACUCACUAUUGAAAUGAGUUUGAUGCAAAAGAGAAGCUAA